UUUUAAUAUCGGUUUCCCUUUCCUUUUCGUUUCCCUUUGCCCCUGCUCCUCUUCGGCUAGCACAUUGGACCCAUACUGAGCUUGAGCCUCUGAUGUACUACUCCGUAAUACCUGUUGAACGUGUGACCGCUGUCUCCUACAAGAAUCAUGGAACUCCAGGCAGAAGAGUUCCACCAUCCUUAUUCGCCAUAUGACAUUCAGCUCCAGUUCAUGCGGGCCUUGUACUCUUGUAUCGAAAAUGGUAAAGUCGCUGUCUUUGAGUCCCCUACUGGUAAGUUGGCCUUUCGUUUUGAAUUGAGGCUCUUCUGACGCCCCUGGUGAUAUAGGCACUGUGAGUUAAACUUUGGACUAGUUGUUGAUUCUACUUCCAUUCUUGGUGGAUAUCUGCCGUUGUAGAAGUAACCAAAUGUAGAUUAGCGAAAGACUAAAUAUCAUGCUGACAAUGAGCACUUGUUCAAUUACUGAGACUUGUCUGCACCAGGGAAAAUCUUUGAGCAUAAUAUGCGGCUCUUUGACUUGGCUACGAGACCAUCAACGCAAAGUUUUCCAGGAAACUGUCAACAACACUACAUGUGAUGACAGUGAACCGGAAUGGAUGCUGGAGUAUGCAAAACGGGAAUCCAGUCGCGCUAUUUCGGAAAAAAGGAAAGAACUUGAGGUACGAUUGGCAAAAGCAAGAAGUAACGAAGAGAAGCAAAAAGUUGCUUUGGAGAACUCGAGCGGACCGCGCAAACGACAGAAGCUCGAUGUGCCUUCUAGGGCUUCAGAUGCACAGACCGAGGAUAAUUUCGCAUUGGAUGAGUACGACAGCGAAGGCGAAGAGAAGAGUUCCUCACAGAAACAGACUGAUUAUUCAAGUGGCCUUUCCACUGGCACGCUAGAGUUAUUGAAACGUUUCCAACACAAAUCCUCGGCACAUUCCAGACAAGACGAAGAUUAUGGGGAUGAAGAUAUCAAGAUAUUUUACUGCUCGAGGACACACUCCCAAUUAACACAAUUUGCAAGCGAAUUACGAAGAGUCAAUAUACCUUCGAGCAUACCGAAGGACUUUUGUGAAGGACUGGCGGACCCAGAUGGACUCCAGGAAGGUGUGAGGUACUUAUCCCUCGGGUCUCGGAAAAAUUUGUGCAUAAACCCUCGAGUGUCUUCCUUGGAUAAUGUAACAGCAAUCAGUGAACGCUGCUUAGAUAUGCAGCAGCCAGGUGUUACUGCAGAACAGAAAUGCCCGUUCCUACCGUCAAAUGAGAAUGAGGCGCAGGUUUUACAGUUUCGGGAUCACGUACUAGCCACAGUUAAGGAUAUCGAGGAUAUAGGGAAAUUAGGGAAGAAUAUUGGAAUAUGUCCCUACUACGCGUCCCGCUCAGUCACCAAGCAUAGUGAGAUCGUGACGCUUCCGUAUCCCUUGUUACUUCAGCGGUCAGCUAGAGACGCUCUUGGUCUAUCCAUAAAGGGUCAUGUCGUUGUUAUUGACGAGGCUCAUAAUUUGAUGGACGCUAUAUCCAACAUUCAUUCGGUAACAAUCACACUCUCGGAGCUGCAAACCUCUAUAUUCCAGUUGACAACAUACGCACGAAAGUUUAAAACUCGACUGAAAGGAAAGAACCGAAACUAUAUCGCACAGGUUAUCCGACUUGUCACCUCGAUCACUGACCACCUCAAAACAAUUCUCGAAAGAAGUCAAGCUCCCGAAGGUCCUGUUCAGCCAUCAGAUCUCAUGUCUGGGAAAGGCGUCGACCAGAUCAACCCUUACAAGUUAUGUCGAUAUUUACAUGAGAGUAAGCUAGCGAGGAAGGUUGAUGGUUAUGCCGAAUUCUCCCGAGAGCAAGCAGACCGUCAAGCAGACAGAAAGCCUUCAACACCGGUCUUAUUCCAUAUACAGAGCUUUCUCCUACCAUUGAUGAACCUCUCAGCAGAAGGUAAACUGUUCUAUAUAAAGGCCCAGGGUGAUAUUCAGUUAAAAUAUAUGCUCCUCGACCCAAUGAAUCAAUUUCGCGAAAUUGUUGAUGAUGCAAGGGCUGUUAUAUUAGCUGGUGGAACUAUGUCACCUAUGACGGACUACAUAAACCAUUUGUUCCCGUACGUGCCGUCGAGUCGCCUGGACAUCUUUAGUUAUGGUCAUGUCAUUCCCCCAGAGAAUUUAAUCGCACAAGUCCUAGGUAAAGGGAUUACAGGUACAGAAUUCGACUUCACCUUUGAUACACGGGAUUCAGAACGGAUGGUAGUUGACCUGGGACGAACUAUGGCUGCUCUGUGCCAGGUUAUUCCAGAUGGUGUUGUUGCCUUUUUCCCAAGUUAUGACUAUCUAAGUCGAGUGUUGAGCAUAUGGAAAAGACCCCUUGCAGGAGAGAAGAAUCGUACUGUUUAUGACGUGAUUGAGCAGAAAAAGACUAUUCUGCAUGAGUCACGAGAUAUGACUAUGAGCAUUGAGGGGCUUUUGCAAGAAUAUGCAAGUAUUGUUGGGUCAGGACGAGGGGCCUUACUUCUUUCCGUGGUAGGUGGGAAGUUGUCAGAGGGUAUCAACUUUUCUGACAGGUUGGGAAGAGGUGUGUUGAUUGUUGGCUUGCCCUUUCCAAAUAUACGCAGUGCGGUUUGGCAAGCAAAGAUCCAGUAUGUUGAACAAAAAGCCUACAAGGAGAACUCGGGCUCCGAGGCAAACCGGCAGUUGGCCGCAAAAGCUGCGGGAAAGGAUUUCUAUGAGAACUCCUGCAUGCGGGCAGUCAAUCAGUGUAUUGGGAGAGCUAUUAGACAUCGUAAUGAUUAUGCUGCCAUCGUUUUGAUGGAUAGACGUUACGAUAAACCCGCUAUACAAGGGAAACUGCCCGCUUGGAUAAAACAGAGCAUGGCGAGCAGUUCCACUCUGCGGCCAGCUAGAGCAACAGUAGGUAGUCUUUCGAAGUUCUUUGUGGCACAACGGACCAAUCAAGCAUAAUAAAAAUUAAUUUACACAUGCUUAAUACGAAGGCUUCUAAGAAAUUAUUGGUCUUUCAUCUUUUCGAGUACUAGAUACAAAACGAUGCGAAUCACGUGGUUAAUGCCAAGACGGGGAGGG
Aspergillus pseudotamarii is the source of this 3049-nucleotide messenger RNA. RefSeq names its product DNA helicase (gene chl1). Gene Ontology annotation, molecular function: hydrolase activity, acting on acid anhydrides, in phosphorus-containing anhydrides; DNA helicase activity; DNA binding. The coding region runs from base 434 to 2929 and encodes 831 amino acids. The transcript has 6 exons. Lineage: Eukaryota; Fungi; Ascomycota; Eurotiomycetes; Eurotiales; Aspergillaceae. The record is from RefSeq and is a predicted model, not a curated record. Gene Ontology annotation, biological process: nucleobase-containing compound metabolic process; establishment of sister chromatid cohesion. Gene Ontology annotation, cellular component: nucleus.